AUGAGUCGAGGAUACUCAGAAAACAAUAAUUUUCCAUAUGAUAAUAAUCAAAUGGUUUUGGACAUGAUCCUCUACUCUUUAAUCGGUGUCCCUCAGCCUAUCAACUGGGACAGUGUGGCAAGGCUGGUUCCAGGAUUUACAUCCAAAGAGUGUGCAAAAAGGUUUGAUGAACUGAAAAGCAGUGGAAGUUCACCUGUUGACAACCAGUACAAUCCAUUAAUGGCUACUGGUGGGAGUCCUGUUGAAACCCUAGCUACGUACAUCAAAUCCUCUCUGCUGGAUACACAGGGGGAGUUUCAAGAGCCUUCCAUUGGGCAGAAUUCAAUUUCCAUAACUGGAAGGUCCAGUGUUGCUUCCACAAGAAAUUGUUCUUCAGAAGCUGAGAAACAUUCUGCACAUAAAGGUGGAGAAAAUGCUGAUGAAAGUCAAGGGCCAAAUAUGGUGAUCCAUGUGUGUGACGAAGCAAAAAAUUUGAAGGAAGAUUUUGUUUGUCCUCGAGAUCUUUUGAUUUCUGAAAUGAAGUACUUUGCUGAAUAUCUGUCUGUGGAUGCCCAGCGCUGGGAAGAGGUGGACAUUUCAGUUCACUGUGACGUUCACAUCUUUGACUGGUUGAUAAGAUAUGUUAAAAGGAACACUAAGGAAUAUGAAGUGUAUGAAAUACCCACUUUAGAACCAGGAAAUGUCAUUUCGAUUCUUAUUUCUUCUGAGUUUCUGAAGAUGGAUUCCUUAGUAGAAAAAUGUAUUCAUUAUUGCCACAAAAACAUGAGUGCUAUCAUAGCCACUCCAUGCAACAUGAACUGUGUCAGCGGUGACCUCCUUAAGCGUAUCGCUGAUCUUUUCACACACAAUGAAGUGGAAGAUGUGAAGGACAAAAAAGAUAAAUUUAAGAGUAAACUUUUCUGCAAGAAGAUUGAGAGACUGUUUGAUCCAGAGUACCAGAAUCCAGAUUCUCGGGGAAAUGCAGCAACAUUGUACAGAUGCUGUUUAUGUAAGAAGCUUUUAACUAAAGAAACAGAAAGAAGAGUCCCUUGUGUUCCAGGAAAAAUCAACAUAGAUCAACAUGGAAAUAUUAUUUAUGUUCAUAUAAGAGAUAAAACUUGGGAAGUCCAUGAAUACUUGAUCAGUCUUUAUGAGGAAUUAAAAUCUUGGCGAGAUGUGUACUGGCGCCUCUGGGGGAUUAUCAAUUGGCUGAGUUGUUCAAGAUGUAAUCAAUCUUUCCUAUGUACUGAAUUUUCUCACUGCCAGUACCACGCACAGCCAGUUCUUUAUCCCGGUGUGGCAAGCGCAUUGGGUACAUCUGGCACUGGAAUAUAUCCCUGCUGUAACCAAAAAAUUCUUCGAUUUGAUCCUACUCCACUUCCAAAGGGCUGUAAAGUGCGGGAUCAUGUGAUCGGUUUACCGGCUGGAGGUGAAGGUGGGGAUACUCUGCCAUAUCAAACUACUAAAAUAUUGAAUGAUCUGCUUCAGCAUAGAGAUGUUGUUGUUGUACCUUUUUCUAAAGAUCAGAAUAGUGAUUCUGGGAUUGGGCUGUGUGAUGAGAGAGGGAUUGAAUGUGAUGUGCUGUUAGAACCAAAUACACCGUGGGGCCCAAAAACUGGAGAAAUCAAUGCUUUUCUUUCUCUGAAAAACUGGACUCUACAGCUGAAACAACAGUCAUUGCUAUCAGAAGAGGAGGAGUAUACCACUGGCUCAGAGGUCACUGAGGAUGAAGUGGGGGAUGAAGAGGAAGUAUACAAGAAACCAGGGAGAAAAGAAAAGCCAAAGAAGUUAAUCAAACAUCCAAAGAAACAAGUUUCUUCACCUAGUGUUCAAAAAAAGGAGAAACCAAUGGAGAAGUCAGAUUCUCGAGAUGCAUCUCCAUUCAUUGUGAGUAUGCAGCAGAAUAAGUGGGAUGCUUCCAGAUCACUGAGAUUCAACCAAGAUGCUCAAAGAGAAGACGAUCAGCGAAGGAUGUGUGAGAUUACAGGGCACCUAAUAAAAAUGAGAUUGGGAGACCUGGACCGGGUCAAGUCAAAGGAAGGCAAAGAACAUGCAGGUGGCAUUUACUCUAGACUUGAAGCUCAGAUAAAGGCCUCAGCGCAAGUCAGUGCUCGACAAAAUAGCACAGAGAAAAACACAAGGUCUAAAUCUCGCUUUGGUCAAGGCCGUCCAACCUAA
Messenger RNA from Emys orbicularis (European pond turtle), 2157 nucleotides. It is a transcript of the gene SANBR, whose product is annotated as SANT and BTB domain regulator of CSR. The record is from RefSeq and is a predicted model, not a curated record. The transcript is spliced from 20 exons. The coding region runs from base 1 to 2157 and encodes 718 amino acids. Lineage: Eukaryota; Metazoa; Chordata; Testudines; Emydidae.